AUGGGAGCUUCGCAUCUUAAUCUGAAGACACUUGAAAGCUGUUACGGCGCCAAUCUCGUGGCAGAGCUUUGCAUGAAGCAGAUCCGCAACGAAGCAUGUCUUUUGAAUAUCAGAGGAUUGGAUCCUCUUGUUUGUUUAUUUGCCAAAAUUGCAGACAGUGAUCAGACGCAAGCAUUCAUAGAAAACCAUGCAAUAAAUAGAGCAACUGCAGCAGGGUAUGGGAGCAUUGCUGUCUCAACAGAUCCUAAUCCAGAGGACAGAUUAACAGAUGCAGGGACAACCUCAUCAACACAGCAAACUUCCAUUUCAAAGUUAUCUGCAGAGGAGCUUGUAAAACUGAAGGAGUCGUUGCACAAGCAGCUUGGCUCGGGGCUACACGUACCAUCGGAGACGGUACAGCGCCUCACCCGACCACAGGCGAAAAAAGUGAAUCCCACGAUACCUGUAGAACCAGAAUGGUUUAACAGACCAAAUCUGACCAACGACUUUGUCAUGCCACGUAAUCGUCAUCAGCAGGAGAUCACCCCAAUAGGCAGUCUACCCACUUCUGCACAGGAGCUGUUGAUCAUAUCAGACCUCUUGUUCUGUAUGCAGGGCAUUCCUGGACAGUACGUCACACUCGAUAAAAAGUCAGAAGACUCUUGGACAUUCUCGGUUGAUGAGUCAUUGGAUAUUUCUCUGAAAGUGCUAACGAAACGAAUUCUUCCUCUAUGCUCAAACUUUUCGACAGUAGCCAGGUUCAUUGAAUCCAAGUCGGUGUUUGUCUGUGGUAUGGUGAAUCAUGCUCUAUGCGCUGCCAUGAGAGAAGUUAUCAAGAAUUACUUCGUGAACAUUUGUCAGCUGGAACAUCAAUUAAAACUGGGCGAUCUCACUCUCCACAAGCUGUGGUUCUUCGUGCAGCCUGCCUCAGAGGUCAUGGAGGUCAUGGCCUGCAUUGCGACGGCAAUCAACAAGGGUCAAUGUAAAGGUGGAGCAGUCCUCAGUCUCCUUCAUGAAAGAACAGUUGGAACGACCGGGGAUCCUCGAACCCAGGAGCUUUGCACCUUUCUCGCUCAGUCGGCGUGUGUUCCAUACUUUGACAUGUUGGAGAAGUGGAUCUACAAAGGCGUAAUAAGAGACCCAUAUGACGAGUUUGCCGUGGAGGAGCACGAGUCCGUGCAGAGAGAGAAGCUUCAGGAGGACUACAACGAUGCGUACUGGGAGCAGCGCUACACGAUAUGUCGCGAACGCGUGCCCGUCUUUCUCGAACGCGUCAUCGACAAAUUGCUGAACACCGGAAAAUACCUGAACGUCGUCAGACAAUGUGGUCAGGACGUGAAGUUUCCAGGAGCGCAGGAAAUUGUCUACACGAUGCAGGAGAGAGAGUAUACAGUGCAGAUAGAGAAGGCAUACAACUUUGCUAGCAAAAUGCUGCUAGAUCUUCUCAUACAAGAUAAGGAUCUCAUCGGCAGGCUUAGGUCCGUGAAGCAUUACUUUUUUAUGGAUCAAGCAGACUUCAUGGUCCAGUUCAUGGACAUGGCAGAAUUGGAACUCACCAAAAACAUAUAUGAUGUGACGCCGACUCGGCUGGAGUCGUUACUUGAACUUGCUGUCAGGACAAGUGUCGCUAACGUUGACCCUUACAAGGAUGACCUCAGAGUUGAGCUGCUUCCCUAUGACCUCAUCACGAUGCUCUUCCGGGUCAUCAGUAUUGAGACGGAGCAGGAGAAAGCAUACAAGAAGGAGAAGGAAGAUCUGCACCUGACUGGUCUUGAGGCAUUCUCGUUCGACUACAAGGUGGAGUGGCCAGUGUCGCUAAUACUUAGUCGCAAGGCGCUGACAUGCUAUCAACUGCUCUUCAGACACUUGUUCUACACGAAACAUGUAGAGAGCAGACUUAGCAGCGUGUUUGUGGAGUGUAAGGACAUGCAGCACCGGGUUCCGUUCCACGCACUGCGACACCGCAUGCUACACUUUGUACAGAACCUACAGUACUACAUGAUGUUCGAGGUGAUCGAGCCCAACUGGAAGGAGUUUGAAGACAACAUGAAGGAGGUGAGUAACGUGGAUGAGGUGCUGCAGAACCACACUGAGCUGCUCAACUGUUCGCUGAAGGAUUGCAUGCUCACCGACCCGGCCCUGCUCGACAUCGUUCACAAGGUGCUUGUGCUCUGCCUCAAGUUCACCAACUUCCUUGAGGUGAUGGUGGGAGCGAAGGUGGCUGAGGACAAGAUGCUGUCGAAAUUCGAUUCGAAGUUCUCGAAACUGCUGCACAGCCUGCUGGAGAAGAUCACGGAAUCUGGGAAGCUGACGCAUGAGCACAAACUCAUGAACAUCGUAUACAGAUUGGAUUUCAAUGGAUUUUACACGGAAAAACUGGAGCAACUUGCAGUAGAGAAAUCCAUGAUAUCCGACCAGUCAGUGGCAGAUGCCGUACAGUGAUCGGUUUGAUGUAUACCCAUCUCAUAUCACCUCAUUCAACUACAGCACAUUUCAACUACAUCCGGAGUGUAUAAUAUAGAUAAUUGAAUUUCUUGUGCUUCGAGUUAUACUUCUCUCUGUAUUACACACUCCCGCUACAUUGUUACAUUCUACGUUAUUGUACGUUGUCUAUCUUCGUACGAUGCAUGCAGCUGGGCUAACUCACGGGCGAUGUGACUAUGAAGUGUUGCAGACAGGGCGAAACAAGCCUAAUUAGUCUUAGUCUUAAUCACUAAGAUGUGUAGGAUGGUAAUAGUCAAGUCUUGGUGAUGUAGUAUUGCAUCGCGUGAUAAAGUAGCAGGUAUUAGGUUUUUUAGCGACGUAAUGUGUUUCGUAGCUACUAUAUUGACCAUUUUGUUUAGUUACCCCCACAGUCACCGCAGCAAGUUAACGAGUAGGAAAGCAUGUAAUUAUCGUUAUGGUAUGCUAGACGAACCUUCCUCGUUAUUGCGGAAGUGGGAUUUCAGAACGUGAAUUGAAUGUAGUGUUAUUUACUAUAAGAACAUUUGCGUUGUAUCAAGAGCGCAAUACUGUUCAAAUGCUUCAUGUGCUCCUAGU
Priapulus caudatus is the source of this 3018-nucleotide messenger RNA. Its product is annotated as gamma-tubulin complex component 2-like. Gene Ontology annotation, cellular component: equatorial microtubule organizing center; centrosome; spindle pole. The transcript has 26 exons. The coding region runs from base 1 to 2421 and encodes 806 amino acids. The record is from RefSeq and is a predicted model, not a curated record. Gene Ontology annotation, biological process: mitotic cell cycle; microtubule nucleation; spindle assembly. Gene Ontology annotation, molecular function: gamma-tubulin binding; microtubule minus-end binding. Lineage: Eukaryota; Metazoa; Priapulida; Priapulimorpha; Priapulimorphida; Priapulidae.